AAGAGGGACAGUACAUUAUAGCAUUUGGACUAGUCAGUUUCUGAUUGGAAUGUAUACAUAAUUAGUCAUUUCAAACAUAUUUUCCUCUAUCAAUCCAUCCGGCUGGACAACCUGCUGGCUACUCGUGGACGUCCAGAUCAGGGUCUGGUUGUUUCAUCCUCCUGCAUACCCUCUCCGAUACCCAUGAAACUGGGAAAGGUGCGCAGGGAGACCGGAGGGGGUUAUCACUUGUGCACCAUAUGUGGCCGUAGAGGUUACACUGCUGGUCGGUGCCGGGUUGUUUCCUCUGAGAAUCGAGGUAGCAAGCAGAGCAUUCUGGCGUCACCCCAGGGUAUCAGCCGGUUCUGGCUCCUUGGCAUCAGUCAGACAGAGGCUCCUGCGGUGGACAAUUGGUCCCGGCGCACGGAGGAAACCUGGGAGGCUGCCCACGUCCACCUUCAGGGCGCCAUUCUGCGCCAGAAAGUUGGCGCAGACCGUCACCGCAGUGAGGUCCCGGUGUUUGCACUAGGGGACAGGGUAUGGCUCUCGACCCGAAACCUGCCCCUCCGCCUGCCCUGCCGGAAGCUGAGUCCGCGGUUUGUGGGGCCGUUUAAAGUCCUGAGGAGAGUGAACGAGGUAUGUUGUAGGUUAAAGCUACCCACUAAUUACCGUAUUAACCCCUCGUUCCAUGUGUCUCUCCUCAGGCCGGUGGUGGCUGGCCCGCUUCAGGAGGCUGAAAUGCGGGAUGUUCCUCCGCCCCCUCUGGACAUUGAGGGUGUCCCGGCGUACGCCGUUCGAUCCAUCUUGGAUUCAAGACGUCGGGCGAGGGGCCUUCAGUACCUUGUGGACUUGGAGGAGUACGGUCCGGAGGAGAGAUGCUGGGUUCCGGUGGAGACGUGUUAGAUCCUUCCAUGCUGCGAGAAUUCCACCGUCUCCAUCCGGAUUGUACUGUGCCUUGCCCUCCGGAUCCCCGAGGCCGGUGUCGUGGGGGGGGGGGG
Molecule: messenger RNA, 977 nt
Organism: Oncorhynchus gorbuscha (pink salmon)
Lineage: Eukaryota; Metazoa; Chordata; Actinopteri; Salmoniformes; Salmonidae
Exons: 2
Coding region: 184-882 (232 amino acids)
Source: RefSeq, a predicted model, not a curated record